AUGAACCAAAAGUCUAAUCUGUAUCAACCCACCCAUCCCACUUUACUUUCCAUCUGGUCAGGCACAGUCAAGGAAAUUCUCACAGAGAACGGGUUCCGAGGGCUCUAUCGUGGUCUUGGACCGACCAUCCUUGGGUACCUUCCGACAUGGGCCAUCUACUUUGCAGUCUACGACGGAGUGAAGACAGCAUUCGGAGUCAAAACCACCGGCAUGUAUGCGGUCAGGUCGAGCGAAAGAUUGUACCCAGCUGCCCAAGUUAAGGGUUACCAGCCUGUUGCACGGGAACAUCCAUGGACACUUCAUAUAUUGUCUGCCAUGACGGCGGGGGCUGCCAGCACAAUCUGCACCAAUCCUCUAUGGGUAAUCAAGACGCGGUUCAUGACCCAAAUGAAGGGCGAAGUGCGAUAUAAACAUACAUUGGACGCUGCGCGUACGAUAUGGCGAACAGAGGGACCCCGAGCAUUCUACCGAGGUCUGUUACCUAGUCUACUAGGUAUCCUUCACGUCGCAGUCCAGUUUCCCUUGUAUGAACAACUGAAGAUUUGGGCUCAAGACGACUCUGACGCACCAAUAACGAGUCAAACUAUUCUUGCAUGCUCCGCUAUAUCCAAGAUGACCGCAUCGAUUGCGACUUACCCUCAUGAAGUCGUGCGGACCCGUCUUCAAACUCAGAGACGACCCCUAGCGGACGAUUUAUCCUCCGAUGGCAUGGUCAAACAGCAUUCAAAGAGAGGCAUCGUAUAUACCACCAAGAAGUUGAUAGCCAAGGAAGGCUGGACCGCCCUGUAUAAGGGCUUAUCUAUUAAUUUGAUUCGCACUGUGCCUAAUAGUGCUGUGACGAUGCUAACGUAUGAACUUCUCAUGAGACAUCUAUCCGCUCGGACGUGGUAA
This is a messenger RNA of Psilocybe cubensis, 891 nucleotides long. RefSeq lists its product as uncharacterized. The coding region runs from base 1 to 891 and encodes 296 amino acids. The record is from RefSeq and is a predicted model, not a curated record. Lineage: Eukaryota; Fungi; Basidiomycota; Agaricomycetes; Agaricales; Agrocybaceae. The transcript is spliced from 4 exons. Gene Ontology annotation, biological process: NAD transmembrane transport. Gene Ontology annotation, molecular function: NAD transmembrane transporter activity.